CGGGGCUCCCACGGCCGUUUCAGCAUGGCGGCUGGCGCGGCGGCUGCUUUAGCGUUCUUGAACCAAGAGAGCCGAGUCCGGGCUGGGGGCGUCGGGGGCCUGAGGGUCCCGGCCCCGGUCACAAUGGACAGUUUCUUCUUCGGUUGUGAGCUCUCCGGCCACACCCGCUCCUUCACUUUCAAGGUUGAGGAGGAGGAUGACACGGAACACGUGCUGGCGUUGAACAUGCUGUGCCUUACCGAGGGGGCCAAGGACGAGUGUAAUGUGGUGGAAGUUGUGGCCCGGGAUCACGACAAUCGGGAGAUCGCAGUUCCUGUGGCCAACCUCAGGUUGUCUUGCCAGCCCAUGCUCAGUGUGGAUGAUUUCCAGCUCCAACCACCUGUCACCUUCCGCCUGAAGUCCGGUUCCGGCCCUGUUCGGAUCACUGGUCGGCAUCAGAUCGUUUGUAUAAACAACGACCUUUCUGAAGAAGAAAGUGAUGAUGAGAGCGAAGAUGAAAUUAAGCUGUGUGGUAUCCUUCCUGCCAAAAAGCACAGGGGCAGACCCUAGCCCCCUGGUCAGGUAACUGCUUGCUACAGGUGCCAUGCUCCGUGUGUUCCUGGACAAGCUCAAAGAUGGUUUUCUCGCUGAAGAGACUCGGGGGUGGAGGGAGGGAUGGGCUGUGGUUCCUGAGGCUUCCCUUUUCUAUUGGGGUGGGACGACCUUUGAACACCUCUUCUGACCCACCAACCCAGAUUCAGUUCCCAGCACUGCAAA
Mus pahari (shrew mouse) is the source of this 756-nucleotide messenger RNA. RefSeq names its product nucleophosmin/nucleoplasmin 3 (gene Npm3). The coding region runs from base 25 to 549 and encodes 174 amino acids. NCBI's taxonomy places the organism in Eukaryota, Metazoa, Chordata, Mammalia, Rodentia, Muridae. The transcript is spliced from 6 exons. Gene Ontology annotation, cellular component: nucleolus; cytoplasm; nucleoplasm. Gene Ontology annotation, molecular function: histone binding; chromatin binding; RNA binding. Gene Ontology annotation, biological process: chromatin remodeling. The record is from RefSeq and is a predicted model, not a curated record.